Molecule: messenger RNA, 282 nt
Organism: Clunio marinus
Lineage: Eukaryota; Metazoa; Arthropoda; Insecta; Diptera; Chironomidae
Source: the annotation of a GenBank genome assembly
AUGAGAAGUAUGCUUGAUGGAAGGCAGCUAAGAAGGGUUAAUCUUGGAAUAAUUAGCCCAAGAGAAAUUUAUCUGCGUACAACUGGGGAAGAGCAGAACAAUUUUUUAUUGAGCAUCGUACGAGUAUUUCUGUUGGUAACUCUUUACUAUUUUAUUGAAUGUUUGAAUCGUGUACGACCCUUACGCCAACCAGUGGAUUAUGACACCCCUAAUAUGAAUACGCAAAGAGAGGUGAAUGCUUCAAAACAAGUUCUUUUCACUUCAUCCCUAACAAGUGCUUAA